CGUUCCGAGCCGACUUAGCUCGAUUCAGUCGCGGUCGACCCGCCACGGUGCGAGCGAGUUCUGUCGAUUAGUACCUCGUCGAGCGUCCGUUAGUAUCCCGUUCCGUCACUUUCUCGUCUGUCAUUGUGAACGUUUCACCCCGUGGGAGGACCGAGCUAACUAGCUAGCCCUCGUUGUUCACCUGCGAACGCACACCAACGCGCAUCGAGGAAACAAAAGUGUCCUCGUCUUCUUCCGUUCGAAUAUAGGGCCUCGCGAAUCUCGCUUCAACCCCUUCGAGAUUCAACCCCCCGUCGGCUGCUAACGCGUGGCAUCCCGUGGUUCAUCGAACAGGUGUUUCCUGCACAAGUGAUCCGAGAGUCUCGGGGCUGAGUGGGCGGGCGGCAGGUAGGCUGAGCUGAAGGGUGUCACUUAGGGGAUGAUGAUGAUACGGUCGGUCGAGUGUCCGGCGCGGCGAGUGCGGUGAAAUGAGACGGCGUCCAGUGUCCUCGGUGGUCAGUGAUUGUGCUACCCGGCUGGGAACCAGUGCCUGUGGGGGACAGUGCUCGUGAAAAGUGUGUGAAAAGUACGCUCGCGCCCUGGGAUUUCACGCGGAGACCCUCGGAGCGUUCACGAAGUUCGCGUGUUCCACAACUUCAUCUAGAAAACACAUUACUGUCACCAGCACCUCGCCCCAUCGAAACAUGUAGACUGCUCCGCGGUCGAGCGGUCGCAGCCGAGUCGUCGCGUCGGGUUCGGAGAUCGUCGCCUGAACCGUCAGAGCCGGGACUCGCGGGUCGGCCGGAUCCCCGAUCUUUCUCUCGGCGCAGCUGGAGCCGAUUACGCUGGCAAGCGUCCCGGCGUCGAGUAGACAGGUCGCCGAGUGGCAACGCCCUUACCCAGCAAGGAUGAAGGCCAACCUGGUACGUCGGCUCGUCGGCACGUCCGUGACCUAAGGGGCUUGGCCCGGGUCGAGUCUCUUCCGGCCGAAGAGGAGGACACCAAGGCCAAGGGAACCAAGGCACGCGCUCGCGCGAGGGAACACGAGAAGAGGAAAAAGAGCGGGUAACCGGGGAAAGCCGAGCAUGACGACGAUCGCAACUACCUCCGAGCCAACGGAGGUGUCCUCGGUGGACGUGACGAGCCUGCUGAACGCCAUCUCGACCGAGGACAGUCAGUUCGCGAACGGCACCUACCCGGCCGAUCAGAAGUGGUCGGUGCCCGCUACGGUAGCUAAAGGCUGCCUGCUAGGCUCCAUCAUCCUGACAGCCGUGUUCGGCAACCUGCUGGUGAUGGUGUCGGUGAUGAGGCACAGGAAGUUGCGUAUCAUCACCAACUACUUCGUGGUGUCCCUGGCGUUAGCGGAUAUGCUAGUCGCCAUGUUCGCGAUGACGUUCAACGCCAGCGUGCAGAUGACCGGCCGGUGGUUAUUCGGCUACUUCAUGUGCGACGUGUGGAACUCGCUGGACGUGUACUUCAGCACUAGUUCGAUACUCCACCUGAUGUGCAUCUCGGUGGACCGGUACUGGGCCAUCGUCAAGCCGCUCAAGUACCCGAUCAUCAUGACUAAAAGGCUAGCCGCGUACAUGCUGCUGGCUUGCUGGAUCAUGCCCGCGUUCAUCUCGUUCGUGCCGAUCUUCAUGGGCUGGUACACCACCGUCGAGAACAGUAUGCACAGGCGCAAGCACCCCGAGCUAUGCGAGUUCAAGGUGAACAAGAUCUACGUGAUAUUCUCGUCGAGCAUCUCGUUCUGGAUACCCUGCACCAUCAUGACGCUCACGUACUUCGCGGUAUUCAAGGAGGCGAACCGGCAGGAGAAGCAGAUGCACAGCCGAAUGGGCAACGUGAUGCUGCUGAGCCACAGGCCCAGCAAGGACCUGAACAAUCUGAACGGCGAACUGAACAGUGCCGGAUCCUCGAAGACGCUCACGCUGAACGAGAUCAGCACCGAUCAUUUGCACACGCCGACCAAAGACAAGAAUAUCAUGAAGAUGAAGAGGGAGCACAAAGCUGCGAGGACGUUAGGCAUCAUCAUGGGGACCUUCAUAUUGUGCUGGUUGCCAUUCUUCCUGUGGUACGUCAUAACGACCCUGUGCGGCGAAUCCUGCCCGUGUCCCGACGUUGUGAUCGCGCUCCUCUUCUGGAUCGGGUACACGAACUCGGCGCUGAACCCGCUGAUCUACGCGUACUUCAACCGCGACUUCCGAGAAGCCUUCAAGAACACGCUGCAGUGCGCUUUCUGCUCGCUCUGCAGACGAGAGCCGUCCGACCUCGAGGCGCUCGAUUUCCGUCGGCCGUCCCUAAGGUACGAUCUGGUCUGACACAUUGAGGUACGACGACCGGACUAAGAGUAUAUACUCGGAGACGUAUGUCAAGCACAUCGACCGACGAAGAUCGAGCGAGUUCGGUAGCAGUCUCUGAGAUGAGACUGGGCAGCGACUUUAUACGUUAAACUGCAUUCGCAAUAAGAUACGCGUACCACGUACAUACACGCCCACCAAUACAUCCGUAACCGUCAUCCACCAACACACACAUGCCACAUACAUACGGUUGAACGAGUGUCGAGCGAACACGUGAACAGUUCUCGCGCAGUUCGCGAUCAGAGAUUCUCCGCGUCACGUUGCCAAAAAAACGAACAGGAAAAAAAGAAAGGAAGAAGAGGACGAAAAAUGGUGUUUCGAAAAGCCAAUGAAAAAAAAGAAAAAAGCGAAAGAGAAAUCGCGAAACACGAAUCUCAAUGAGGCACUCGCGUUCUCGACAAUUUCGAAACGGCGCCGCGUAUUUCCGGUUUAGAGGAUCGCGAGGCUGGCCACUCGAGCGACGGGACGAAUGCCGUGUAAAGCCUCGUUCACGCUUGGACACGUUCCCGCCGAAAUAUCGAGACGAUAGGUUUUCUGGGGACCAUUGGAAACAACAUCGUCCUAUGUCCCGUCGAUUUCGAGAUUUCGAGUGGCGAUUCGGCUUAAUCCCGCGCGGUGGCCGUUGAAAAUGGAAUAUUUCUCUUCUUAGUGACUAUAGGGGAUGUUUUGAAAUCUGCGAUAGAAAAUUCUUUGAAAGGAGGAAUUACAAAUUGGUAAAAAUGAUUAUUUAUAAAAUGGCAAAUUAUAGUUUUGUAUUACGUGAAAGAUAAAGAUUAAUUUAUUCAAUCUGUAGAUCCGAUUUUGUUAAUGUCCAUAAGACUGCUACAGACUAUCAAUGCUUCAAAUAAAUUUAUUUAACGAUCAUUUCAAUCGAUUUCAUUCUACAAACAUUUCCAAAUAACCAUAGUCCACAGUCCACUGCAAUGAACUAACGGAAUGCAGUUUACACCAGCAUCUAAACGGCCAAGCAUCAAAGUCACAGACAAGAAUAUCAAACAAUGCGGUUUAUAAAUAACGAGCGGGAACGUAUACAUAGAAACCGCGCGAACAAAAAUAAGGUUUAAGAAACCGGAAGUACACGGGGCCAGGGAACACAGGAACAUUGCCAAACGAUCGCGGAGUGGCGCGCACGCCGAACAGGUUACCAAACGUACACGCAUGCAACGCAUGGAUCGCGUCACUAUUGCCAAAGAAUAAUAUUAUUAAGCGAAGAUGCUUUUCGUGACGAGGAUCGGGGGAUCGAUCGAUCGGCGAGCAGUGUCGGCAAGGAAUCGGUCUCGUUCUGCAACCCGUUUAGUGGAAAGCCGCAAUGCCGGCCGCUGGGCCGACAGUGGUUCUCAACCGGCCGCUCCGACGUCUAAAGUCGGUGUCCUCUAAAGAUGAUGUCCGAUUGGGCAGCCACGUUCAAUUAGCUCUCGCAUACCCAACCAUUCGAUCGGUCAUCAUUUUCUUCAGCUUCCUUGCUCCGUUUCAACGCAAACAAACCGGGAAUGUCAGGCAUCGCUGCGUCGAUCGUACAAACGGUCGCGUUUGAUUGGCAGCUCUCGAGGGGGCAUCGCUGAAGUGGCGGGCUCUCUGAGUCAUCGCGGGCAAUAAAUAAACAGUGGAAGACAGCGAGCCUCGGGGAUCUGGUAUAUAUCUGUUAUUAACUUCACGGUGAACCCCUUAUACGCUGCGAGCCGUUUUGAUAGAAAUCAGCGAACGCGGAUUCUACGCGGAUGAUGGACGUUUUUUGGGAAACGGCCUGAUGGAGUCACGUUCACACGUAGACGUUCCUUUACCGUUUGUUGGUCACCUGACAGCUCGGUGGGAGUUUUUUCUAGCGAAAUUUGUGAAAAUAUUGUUGAGAGCAUUUCUUUGUUUAUACCAAUUCGGAUUGCGAAAGAAUGGAAAUGGAAUGAGUAGGCUCUGUUUGCAUUCGUUUUCAUUGAAGGGGUGGGUCAUUUGUUGGUAAUAGAUUUUAGAAGAAUGGUUGAUUGACUAGCUUGACUUCGCGUUUUGUUUUUAUAUGAUACUGGUAUUUAUUAAUGAAAGUUGUAUAUAAGUAGUUGAAUUUAUUGGAAAACACAUCUUUAUUAUUAGCGCGUGACUCCAUCGAUAUUUUUAGGCGGUUUUUAUUGUUCAGAUGUUGAGUCUGGUGCACAUUGAGUAACUGCGUUCACUCUGGUAAGAUUUUAAUGGAAUAAAGCUGAGAUUAAAGUUAUAGAAACGCGAGUGUUAAAUUGUUGAAAAUAUCUCAAGAGAAUAAUAUACCCAAAAGUGAAGGAAAAUUGUAUAUUUCCGAAGCACGCCUAUGAAAACAUUUACAACCAAAUUUCCCUGAUGAAUAAGUGUUCAGAUAUCAACCAGAAAAAUAAAAAAUCGAUGGACUCUGUUUUUUGUCUGGUGUUUACUAGGAAAAUUUCAUUGAUGCAGGAAAAAUAUUUUCGUAAACGUUGUUCGGGCACCUGGGAAUUUCCAUUUUUCAACGUAGGUUUCCUUAUACUCCAUUAUUUUUUACGGCUAGUCAUUAAUUCUGAAUAAACAAACUACAGAAUAUUGCUUCUUAAAUGUUGAGAACAGGAGUGUAAGCAAUUCUUUUAUUAGAUAAUAGAUCUCCAAGCAGUUUCAAGAACUAAUGAAAAUUCAAUCGGUUGAAGGGUUCUUGAACGUCGCGAAUUAUGCGCGCUAUUAUCGUACACGUUUCGAGUCAGUGUGUUUCAAGCUAUUGUUCACUGUGUACCGAGCUUAAUGUACCAUCAUUUAUUUAAUCAAAUCUUUUAAUAAAACAGAAACUUCGAAAUCAAUAUUUUUCAUAGCGAUUGCUCUUAUCAUACGUUUUCGCGUGUCAUUAAACAGUAUCGUUCAACAAGAUUUGGCUCGUUCGAUAUUCCGAGAAAAUUAAUUAAUUCUUUAGUUCAUAGAAAACAUUGUGUCAGAAAUAUUUGAGUGACAUGACAGUCGAAACGUUGAAUGCACUGUUCUGAUUCCCACGAUUAGAAUCCGCGAUUCGUACACGCUGUUUCGUGAAUCGUUGUUAAUGGUAUUUAAUUGAUGUUGUUUACCGCCGAUGGAAAAUACUCUACGCAACGCGAUACAUGACAAUGCAGCCAUUUUAUUUCCGACGAUCUGUUGUCUUAUCGUCGAGUUUCCUUGUCCGUGCAGAUACACGAUACCAAAGAGAUUGCGCUCAGGAUCGUCACUGUUAUUGUUGUUGUUUACAUAGUUAAUGUUAUUUAUCGUCAGUUCUUGGAACAGUGACCUGUUGGUUCGAAUUAUUGAUUAUUGAUACGAAGGAUGUGGUUAUUAUGACUCGUGGUGGUUUUUAAUUGGUCUUUUUUCUUGUUUUUGUAGGUGUUGGGAGGUUUCUUAAUGGAAAUAUGUGAAGUCAGUUGCAAAAGUCUUACAUACACUGGCUGAUUAUAAUGAAACAAAUGUUUGGAAUGUUUCUUGGAUAUCAGUUCAUUUAUUAAUUAAAAUUACAUAGAUUACAAAAGAAAUUACGACACUUCUUUCAUUUUCUUCUAUGAGAUAAAUAUAUUGCAACACAAAAUUGUAAAAUCACGGCAAAGGUAAAAAUCAUUAUUUUUUCUGAAUGUGUUUUAUUUUAAUUAAAUAAAGGAGUCAAUAUUUAUAAAGUGUCAGAAAUUUUUUUGUUGCAUGUGUUUUAGCAGGUAUAUCUAUUCACAAUUUUGUAACCGACUGUAACUUUUGUUUCUGAAUGUCCGUCCCAAUAAUAAUUAUUAUAUAAUAAUGUCAAGGUAGAAUUGAAUUAACGUCUUUCGUUUUCAUAAAAUGCACUGCAUAAUAGAUUUAAUUCUGAAAAAGAAGAUACUUAACCUUCUUCAAUAUAAAUGAAUUAAUACAAUUCAAAAUAAAUAAAUCUAAUCUAAUUUAUUGUUAUAAUUUUCUUACGUAUCUUAAGUUCUAUAUCAAUUUGUGUUCCUGAAAUAAAUAUAAACAUACAUUUCGAAAAAUUAACAACAGACACAUCGUGUUACACUACAAAUAAAUUCCCACCACUUGCAAUAUUAUUAAUGGACAAAAAUUUUAGUCAGAAAUCAAAUUGUAAAUAUUUUUCAACAGAGUGUCUGAAUAGAAUUGACAGAGUGAUCUUCAAAUCUGAAGAAUAUUCAUUCUGGCUGAACACCCCUAUCGUUAUUCUAAUUUUUGUUUCUUAGUAAAUCGGCUCACUACAUUAUUGCAAUCAUUACAAGUUAUUUAACGGUCAUAUGCUAACGGUAUUAGCAAUUCGAAGUUUUCCAAUAAACAAACACUCAAGUUUCUUCCAUAUUUUUCCAAGUGAAACGGAUAAAACGAAUAUACCCUUAACUCCCUAACCUACAAAUAACUAUCAAUCGACGUGAACAACUAUCAACGACUAUUCUCUGUGUCGAUAGAAAUCAAAAGCCUGUCACUGAAAAAUUCCUGUGUAAACUUUCUUCAAGCUAACUGUACACAGCUGUCGCUGAAACUAGAAAGAUCAUUUUCAAAGAAAUAACACGAGAAUGCCAGGAAACCAAUGUAAUUAAAGUUUCGUCAAAGAUCGGUCAUACGUCAGGCGGACAGCCCGCUCCGUUGUAAUUUAUUUAUUAAAUGUAUGCGUACUUUAGUUGUUAAUUAACUAUAAUUCGCUGCGCGAAGGAUCUAUUGUUCAUAUUUUAUAUCUUUAACCGUGUAAUCGUCGUUCGUUGAGUUCGUUUUUAUCAAGUCUGAGAAUUUUAUUUAUGACACCGUGGUUUUUGUUUUUCUUUUACCCUUGUUUUCUCUUUGUUUCCUUUUUUAUAAACAUGUAUACACACACACACACACACACACACACGCACACGUAAAUACAUAUAUCUAUAUAUGCGAUUCACCGUUUCUCUGUGAUAGAAUGUAUUAAAAAAAGAAGAAAAAGAAAGAAAAGAUUAAUUCACGACAAUGUAAAUAAUUUGUAUAUAAUGUCGCCCCUCGUUGCGAGGCGUCCAGCUGCAAUAAUUGAAAGUUAAUACAUGCGUUUCUUCCGUAAUCGACCUAUUAGCUCGUAAAAGAUGAACAUGAUGAUGAGAGGAUGAGAGAAAGAAAGAGAGAGAGAGAGAGAGAGAGAGAGAGAGAGAGAGAGAGAGAGAGAGAGAGAGAGAGAGAGAGAAAGACAGAAGAAAUGUAGUCGGCGUAUUAACAAUCAAAAUGCGUAACGAUCGUAGAAUAAAUAAGCGAGAAAUGACAAUGCGUGAAACAAUGAUUCUGUAGCGCGUUUCGAUGAUUCGGCGCGUGAUCCUGCAACACGGUGUUACACCGACGUAACAUCUCGUUCCUCUUGCGUACGUUAAUUGUUGUCCGAAGCACGAAUAUUCUUUUUAAAUGUACAUACCAUCGAACUGUGUUUUUAUUUCUAUCGAAAAGCUCAAUCGGGACGAGCGCGUGAUGAAUAUGGAAUUUUGCUGAAAUUUCAUUGGAGUAACGAACAUCCUGAAACUAAGGAAAAAAAUUCGAAUUAACGUUUGUUUCAUUAUUAUUGAUUUUUAUCAGAUUUUUGUGUUCCCUCCGUGUAAUUGUUCAUCGACGAUUUCUUUGUAAUUGAAUUGUUAGGUGUACCGUGUCAAUGAGUUGUUACCGUGUAGAUUUUGUGACGUUUUAACAAAAAUUUGGGGAAUUCUGCACUGUGUUCUGGAUUCAUACAAUUUGCAAUACUUUGUCUAGCUUUUUAUACUAAUUGCAGAGUUAUAAGAAUGGCUGGUAAAAGGUAUAAUAUUUUUCUAGGGAAUUUUAAAUUAUAAAUAUCGAUAUCUCUCAUUGUAAUUGAAUAUUCGCGAUGAACUAUAUUUUAAAUAUAAAUUAUGUUUCAUAAUACAUUAUUUGGUUUAUGUUGAUAUGGUUAUAUUUUCUAUGUUUCAUUUUAAAACAUGGGGAAUCUUAUUAAUUUUUCGACGAAUUUUGUUCUUGGUUUUGGGGUGGAACACGUUCCCAAAAAUUUGGCAGUAGUUGUUGCGGUUGUACCUUGUUAAUUAUUUCAGAGUGAAAUGUAUGAAAUUUCAUCUCUCUUCAUUAAUCAAAUUUACAGCAUUGAAAUAAAAUGGAAUAAAAUAAAAUGAAAUGAAAUGGAAUGAAAUGAAAUGAAAUGAAAUGAAAUGAAAUGAAAUGAAAUGAAAUCACAUGAAGGACAUAUAAAAAGGAAUGCACAAAUACUACAAAGCGCACUGAAGGUGUUUAUGCGAUAUUUUCAGCUCAAUCAACUUUAUAAGUAUUUUGUAUUGUUUGUAAUAGUUUUAAUUGUAAACUUUCAAUAAUCGUAAUGUAAUUAUUUUUAUUGUAAAUUGGUCUCCUCUGAUCGAUCAAAAUUCUUCAUCGUUCACCCAGGUUUCAUUUCCUCCACUUUCUUUUGUACAUCGAGCGUACGAAUUAAAUGCUUUUCAGUUA
Nomia melanderi (Alkali bee) is the source of this 8717-nucleotide messenger RNA. Its product is annotated as octopamine receptor beta-2R. Gene Ontology annotation, cellular component: plasma membrane. NCBI's taxonomy places the organism in Eukaryota, Metazoa, Arthropoda, Insecta, Hymenoptera, Halictidae. Gene Ontology annotation, biological process: positive regulation of MAPK cascade; adenylate cyclase-activating adrenergic receptor signaling pathway. Gene Ontology annotation, molecular function: octopamine receptor activity. The record is from RefSeq and is a predicted model, not a curated record.